Molecule: messenger RNA, 3803 nt
Organism: Thalassophryne amazonica
Lineage: Eukaryota; Metazoa; Chordata; Actinopteri; Batrachoidiformes; Batrachoididae
Product: phosphoribosyl pyrophosphate synthase-associated protein 2
Exons: 11
Coding region: 168-1241 (357 amino acids)
Biological process (GO): 5-phosphoribose 1-diphosphate biosynthetic process; purine nucleotide biosynthetic process
Cellular component (GO): cytoplasm; ribose phosphate diphosphokinase complex
Molecular function (GO): magnesium ion binding; ribose phosphate diphosphokinase activity
Source: RefSeq, a predicted model, not a curated record
AUCUGAGCGUCGUAGGGGCACUGUAGUGUAGGAGCCGAGAGUAGCUGGAGGCUGCUGGUAAUCAGUCUUGUCCACGACCACGCAAACUGGAAGGUCUCAGUAUAGCGUGGGUGCCCAGGGAUCCACUGCCCGAGCGUGACGAGAGCAGCAGCCAAGACCCCGGAGACAUGAACCACACCAAGGGAGGCCUGGUGAUCUUCACUGCCAACUCGCACCCCUCCAGUCGUGAGCUUGGCAAGAGGAUUGCUGAGCGGUUAGGAGUGGAGCUUGGCAAAGUGCAGGUGUACCAGGAAGCUAACAGAGAAACACGGGUACAGAUCCAGGAGUCUGUGCGAGGCAAAGAUGUCUUUGUGAUCCAGACGGUGUCCAAAGAUGUGAACACCACCAUCAUGGAGAUGCUCAUCAUGGUUUAUGCAUGCAGGACGUCUUGUGCCAAAAGUAUCACAGGCGUCCUCCCAUAUUUUCCCUACAGCAAGCAGUGUAAGAUGAGGAAGAGAGGCUCCAUAGUCUCCAAGCUCAUCGCCUCUAUGAUGUGUAAAGCCGGCCUUACCCACCUGAUCACCAUGGAUCUCCAUCAGAAGGAGAUUCAGGGAUUCUUCAACAUCCCAGUGGACAAUCUGAGAGCAUCGCCCUUCCUGCUGCAGUACAUACAGGAAGAGAUCCCUGACUAUAGAAAUGCUGUGAUUGUAGCUAAGUCUCCUUCAUCUGCCAAAAGGGCGCAGUCCUUUGCAGAACGUCUGCGUCUGGGUAUUGCAGUGAUACACGGCGAAGCUCAGGAUGCAGAGUCAGACCAGGUGGACGGCCGACACUCCCCUCCCACCGUCAAGACCACUGGAGCCAUUCACCCAAGCAUGGAGAUUCCAUUGUUGAUCCCUAAAGAGAAGCCUCCCAUCACUGUAGUCGGAGACGUAGGAGGACGCAUCGCCAUCAUAGUGGAUGACAUAAUUGAUGAUGUGGACAGUUUUGUGGCAGCCGCGGAAACUCUGAAGGAACGGGGGGCCUACAAGAUCUUUGUCAUGGCGACACACGGCAUCCUCUCCUGCGAGGCCCCCAGAUUCAUCGAGGAGUCUGCCAUCGAUGAAGUGGUGGUGACCAACACGAUUCCUCACGAGCUGCAGAAGCUCCAGUGCCCAAAGAUCAAAACGGUGGACAUUAGUUUGAUCCUGUCUGAGGCCAUCCGCCGCAUCCACAAUGGAGAGUCCAUGUCCUACCUUUUCCGCAACAUAGGAGUGGACGACUGAACGUUUGUGUCUCUUACACACGCGUGCGCCAAAUGCCUUCUUAUACCUCUUUUACACAUAAAGUCAACGACUGAAUAUACGCUGUUGCUUUCGUGACAGAAAUCUUGCUGAAGUUUAGCGAUAGAUGCAGAGUUACACACAAACGUUCUCCUUAAAACACGCCAAAGCCCUUUUCAGACAUUAGAGCUGUAACGUUGAAGCAGCACAGCGCCACCGAUCUGUCUGCGUUUUGAUGUUUGAAGCUGCGUUGUCGUCGUGUCCGAGUUACUUCAGGGUUCAGGUCAAACUGGACAGAAACUUUAUCAGAUGUUUUUAUAUGAACACAACAGGCGUGUGUUUGCUGCAUCGUCCUCGGUACAGAUGAAGGUUGUUUCUCUAAUUUUGGACAGAACUGUCCAAAUAUGUUUUACACUAACUGCCACUUUUACAUGGGUCUCUGAUUGAGGCACACUCUUGCCACAUUCACUUUUUUUUGUUUUGUUUUGCACCACCACAAAAAAAAUAAAUAAAAAAAUACAUAAAAUAAAUCUCUGUUAUGACGCCUUAUAUAGAUUUAUUUUGAGGGUCUCACAGUCAUGACGGCUCAGAACGAAUCCUAGUUUUUGUCUUCAUGGCUUUUGGGGUGCAGGGCACAUGGGACACGUACGUGCACAGCUCUGUCUGUAACAGUCACUUCAGGUGCAAAAGGGGUGAAUGUAACCAGAUCUGUGAACCAAAAAUAAAUUUGGCUUGUUAAAUUCUGAAGAUAUGCCCCUUAAAGCUGUAAUUAAAUCUGAGUCUCACUCACAUUACUACCCCCGAAAGGGCUGCGGUGAGGAUUUUUUUUUUUUUUUUUUUUUUUAAGAGGUGGGGAUUUUUUUUAAAUUUUAUUUAUUAUUAGAGCUUGUUUUCUGCAUUUUGACUACAGCCACUCUUUGCACCCGACACUAUGGAAUGGAUGCACUCAGAAGUGUAUUCUGUAUGUAAUGUGGCACCUUUGAGAAAUAAUUCUGUGUCCGAGGACACCUCCUUUUCCUUUGGGAAACCCCUUUCAUAUCCAAUUCUUGCACAGUUAAGUGGGCAUCCUAUUACUAUUAUUAUUAAUUUAACCGACAUCCUCUUUUUUGACAAGCAGAUCUUCUCUUCAUUGGAAUACAUCCAUCUGUAGCUGUGAAAUUUUCUGGAGUGCAGUAACUGAAAACGUAUUUAAAUUAACAGCAUCUACCAGACUACUGUAACGUUUUCUCUCUAAAGAAUAAUUUGGUUUUCUCUCACUAAUUGCGUAGUGGUGCUUUUCAUUCAGCAGUAAUGUCUGCAUAUAUUUCAGAGCUCAAAAUAAAGAUUUGUAGCUUGGGGUACUAAUAGUUACUUAUUGAGAAGAGAUGUAGCCAAUAUUGUCUGGAAAUACAAGGAUUGUUGUGAAGGAACACAAAAUAAGCUUAAAAUAUUUAAUUCCCACCUCUAAAUAAAUAAAUGUAUAAUUCCCACCAUGGCCCUUUGGAGCACCAUACUUUUUCAAGCAGUGACUCCAAAUUUAAUGGAUAUAUAUAUAUAUAUUUUUUUUUUCUUAGCACGGUGGUGUAAUUUUCUACACAUUGAUGGCAUAAAGUAGAUGUCUGAAAGGAGCUAAAUGAAACUGUUGCUGCUGCUGCGUCUUUCUGACUGAAUUCUCACAUGUGCAUAUGUGCGACUGAAUUCUAACCUACUACUCCGUUUUGUUUGUCAGGGAUUCUUGUACUUCACCUCUGUUUUCCACAGUAAUUGCCAUUAAUAAUGAAUUUGUGUUUAAAACAGGUUGUUUGGCUUUGUUGACCAGCAUUGAAUGUUUUUUCUGAUACAUUGAGGAAAAGGAGAUUUGUGUCGUAAGAGUACCAGUGCCUUCUACACUCAGUCGUAUCCAGAGUAUUUGAAUAAUGACUUUUUUUUUUUAAGCUGUUAAGUUUUGCCCCAAGGUGCAAACUGCUAGGAAGCGACCGGUUUUUAAGUACAAGGUGUGGAAAUUACAAUCUUUUUGUUUUUAUUCUUACAUCAUACAAAAUCAUUUCUUCAUUAAAAUAUACUGUGGUAGGAGAUUAAGUUUUCAAAUACACAUUGGAAUGAGGUGAGGGUAGUACCAUCUCACUUCAGGUGGGAGAUUAAAUUUAUCAUUUCAAUAAUUUUGUCAGUGUACCGGACAGAAUGAACUCUCAGCUAACAGAAUUCUUUUGGCCUGUGUAAUUAAUGGAGGAGUUUGAUUUGCUGCAUAAAUGAGCAGUUUGAUGUUAAUCUGGUGUCAAAUGUAUCAUCACUGAAUGCCAACACCCAACUGGAAUUAAUAAGUUUUUCAUCUGUUCAUCGACCAUGCAUCAAUAAUAUCCACGUUAAAAUAAACACUGUUAUUGUAAUCUGGAACAGGUUUUCAGAAAACGAGUUCACUAUAACCUACUUUUUUUGGGGGGGGGGGAUUUUUAUUAUUGUUACACUUUAAAGCAGGAAUUACGAAUCAAAACUUGUAGGUCUUUGUUACUUUGCCAAAUGCAUUCCAAAAAAUGUUUUGUAUUUAUUUUCUGCACUAAAUAUAAAUAAAUGAGCUGUGAAAGCAAA